GUCGGAUCUCCACAUCACCGGAAGAUUCAAUAUCCCCGUCGGAGUAAAAUAGGGAUCUUUCCGGUGGGGAAGCCUCGAUAAUCGAGCCGGAUGAAACGGUCUGUUGCGAUAGGUUAUGGCCAGUGGAGAUUUGGGUCAGCUAUAGUAUGCGCUGGGGUGCAUAAAUACACAGUCCAUGACAGCGAUGGAGGUUCAUUGUGAGCGAGGGGCUUCGUACACUUCAUACAAGUAAGUAACAAUGUCGUUCAGACUGUUGCAAGCUCUACUGGGGCUAUGGGCAAUCUUUCCUAUAGCCUCCGCAUGGACGAACCCAAUUCGCAAUCCCGGUGGUAGUGACCCCUUCAUGGUGUAUACCGGAGGUUACUACUACCUCCUAACGACGACCUGGAAUGAUGUUCAAGUCAGUCGGGCAGCCAGUGUGGAAGGUCUCAAGACCGCUACGAAGAAGGUGGUCUACACCACAACUGAAGAAUCCCACUGCUGCAAUGUGUGGGCACCUGAGGUUCACUACCUGGGCAACAAGUGGUAUAUUUACUACACUGCUGGCACCAGUGCGAAUUUGGAUGGUCAGCGCAUGCAUGUGUUGGAAGGUGGUGCAACUCCCUGGGAUGAAUACACCUACGCAGGACAACUGACCAAUGAAUGGGCCAUUGACGGGUCUGUCCUCCGCUUCAACGACUACGGCAACUUCCUCAUGUACUCGUGCUUCCACGGCGUGCAGUAUCAAUCCAUCUGCCUGCAACAGCUGGGAUCGGACUAUACCUCGCUAACAGGUGAUAUCUACAUUAUCUCCGAGCCUACUGAGGAUUUUGAAAGGCACGGCACGCCCGUCAACGAGGGCCCAGCGGCACUGUACCUCAACGGAAAGACACAUAUUGCCUACUCGGCUUCUUACUGCUGGACAUCCUAUUAUUGCGUGGGGCUCCUUACAUGGGACGGCACCACCAACCCGACAAGCAAGAGCGCCUGGAGCAAGCACGACGGAUGCCUUUUGUCCUCGGGCAACGGAAACUAUGGAACGGGCCAUAACUCCUUCUUCCAAAGUCCUGAUGCUUCGCAAACGUGGAUCGCCUAUCAUGCGACCACCAAUAGCGGAGGUGCUUGUGAUGAUAGCCGUUAUACAAUGGUGCAGGAGAUCACCUCGGGCGCCAAUGGCUUCCCGGAUCUCGGAAAGGCAGUAGCUUGGACCGUUGAACUCGGUGAGCCAAGCUCUUGAUGUAUAUAACGGCGGCAAUGUGUACCCUCCGAUCAUACGGACAUUAGGGUCCUCCAAAACAUUCUGAGUACUGUCGAAACGUAGACAGGUGACAAAAUAUCAUGGAAUAGAGAUUUAUUCCAUGCACAUAACUCUCCUUGGUGCGUAGGUUAUCAUACCCUUUUCUUUGUUUUCAACGCAUGAAAGACUAUUCAAGGAGCUCUCUGCUACUGCAUGUUGAUUGAUCAUGCUCCAUGAUCCUGGAAAGGGGCUAGUAGG
Molecule: messenger RNA, 1474 nt
Organism: Aspergillus alliaceus
Lineage: Eukaryota; Fungi; Ascomycota; Eurotiomycetes; Eurotiales; Aspergillaceae
Product: glycoside hydrolase family 43 protein
Exons: 2
Coding region: 239-1216 (325 amino acids)
Biological process (GO): carbohydrate metabolic process
Molecular function (GO): hydrolase activity, hydrolyzing O-glycosyl compounds
Source: RefSeq, a predicted model, not a curated record